Messenger RNA from Ahaetulla prasina, 5911 nucleotides. RefSeq names its product general transcription factor IIIC subunit 3 (gene GTF3C3). The transcript has 19 exons. Gene Ontology annotation, cellular component: transcription factor TFIIIC complex. The record is from RefSeq and is a predicted model, not a curated record. Gene Ontology annotation, molecular function: protein binding. Gene Ontology annotation, biological process: transcription by RNA polymerase III. NCBI's taxonomy places the organism in Eukaryota, Metazoa, Chordata, Lepidosauria, Squamata, Colubridae. The coding region runs from base 1207 to 3906 and encodes 899 amino acids.
UCGUCACUGCUGUUAGCUAUGUUAAGGUUAAUAAAGUAAAUUACCUGCUAUCCAGAGUCCUGCCUACACCUUGCCAACACCUGAUUUGAAACAGAGGCAAUAGAGACAGGCAAGUGAAUUAACAGGAGCAGCAAGUUUUAUUCUAGAAUAUUUUCUGUAAACCUAAUGAUAAGUGAAUAGCUCUUAAAUUCAAUAUUGCAGAAAGACUCAUAAAAAACAAGUCAGAUGCAACUAAGAGCAAAUCACUGGCAUUUUUGUAAUAGCUAACACAGAAGCAAAGUGAGAAAAGGCAGACCAUCUGUAAUUUCCAUAGAAAACGGUACUCCUGUAGUUUGGAUGACAAAGUUCUCCUCUCCAAUUCUUUGAAGCAACCUUGCUAGUCUUUUUUUUUAAAAGGAAAGGGUUCUGUAUUAGUUAUUCACAAGUGAAAGUUGAAAACUGGAUGUCAGAAAGUAUUUUGCAUUUCUUUGCCAGAAAAAUGGUGACAACCUUCCCCUCCCCCCAAAAGCAGAAGACUUUUGCCUCUACUAGAGUCUCUUUCCUUUUCCACCUCUGACAAACUUCAUCCAGUAUCUCACCUUGUCCUCUUCUUUUUAUUCUUUUUCCAUCACAUAUAUAUAAAAGUAAUUAAACCGUGUCAGAGGGAAGUCAGGAGUCCAAAAGGGACACUGCUGACUUAGGAGAUUGCUGCUGUUGCUGCUACUAGACUUGGCGACUUGCUGGCAUCCUUCAAUUUUUGGACUACAUCUCCAAGAAUUCCUGGUAGUCAACUGAAUUGAGUGAGGCUGAUGAAGUUCAAGAACGAGCACAGCAGGUCGCCUAUUCUUGACAAAGAAAGUUAAAAAGGUGGAUCCAAAGAUGGUAAUGCAUAGUUACAAGAGAGCUGCCUGACAAUAGUAUGUCAGAAAAUGACCAUUUAUUACAAUAUUUGAUUGAUGGUCUUCCCGUUUAAAGACAUAAAUCCCUCCACCGAUUUUAAGCGCUUGAAUGCAAGAAAGGGACAAAUUCCCAGCGCUUCCGCCCGUAUCAACCUCAACCACGAACGCAUGCGCAGUAGACAGCGAAGUCAGCGGUGCUCCAUUCUCUUCAUUCGUAGUCGGACUCUUUUCGGCGAGGGAAUUGCGGUCCUUUCAAAAUAGGUUCCCCGCCGUUCGCUGGAGCGGCUUUUGAUACUGGUUUACGGUUGUUUCCUCGGCGGAGCAUAAAAUGUCGGGGUUCAGCCCCGAGUUAAUUGAGUAUCUGGAAGGGAAAAUCUCUUUCGAGGAGUUCGAGCGUCGCCGGGAGGAGCGUAAAAGCUGCGAAAGGAAGGGACAAAAUGUACUCACUGAAGAAAAUGCAGAAGACUUUGACGGCCCCUCUACUUCUGGGCAAGGAAUGUCUACUGAAAUACAAGGACAUAUGGAAGCAGAAGAAGAGAUAUCAGAUGGUAUCAGUAAAUCUGUCCAUCGAGUUUUUGCUUCCAUGAUGGGAGAGAAUGAUGAUGAAGAAGAAGAAGAGGAGGAAGAUGAGGAGAUCUCUGAGCAACCUACAGCUGGCGAUGUUUUUGCACUAGAGAUGGUGCUUAAUAGAGAGACUAAGAAAAUGAUGAAGGAAAAACGUCCGCGCAGUAAAUUGCCACGUGCCCUGAGAGGUCUCAUGGGUGAAGCUAACAUUAGAUUUGCUCGAGGGGAACAUGAAGAAGCCAUUCUAAUGUGCAUGGAGAUCAUAAGACAAGCUCCACUUGCUUAUGAGCCAUUCUCCACUCUUGCUAUGAUUUAUGAAGAUCAAGGAGAUAUGGAAAAAUCUUUGCAAUUUGAACUGAUUGCUGCUCACUUAAAUCCCAGUGACACAGAGGAGUGGGUCAGGCUAGCUGAAAUGUCACUUGAGCAGGACAAUAUUAAACAGGCUGUCUUUUGCUAUUCAAAAGCUCUGAAGUAUGAUGCUACUAACGUGCGUUAUUUGUGGGAGAGAUCAAAUCUCUACAAACAGUUAGGGGAACACAAACUGGCAAUGGAUGGCUACAGACGCAUUUUAAAUCUUCUGACUCCUUUUGAUGGUGAACGCUUUAUGCUUUUGGCGAGAGAUAUGGCCAAAAGUUAUUAUGAAGCAAAUGAUAUCACUGCUGCUAUUGAGAUAAUGGAAGAAGCUUUUACGAAACAUCAAAGCCUUGUAUCCAUGGAAGACGUUAAUAUAGCUGCUGAGCUGUAUAUUUCCAACAAGCAGUAUGAUAAAGCAUUAGCAGUUAUUACAGAUUGUUCAGGAAUUGUACUUGAAAAGCAAGAAGCAGAAAAAGAUUCUUCAGCAGAUAAAAAAGAAGCAAUGGAAAGUCAGGAAGAUCCAGGAACAACAAUUGAUGAGCAAGAAUUUGUGCCUGGGACCAAUUCUGCAUCUUCAGAAAAAAUUACAUGCGCUAUACCUGAUGGUGUUCCCAUUGAUAUCACUGUGAAACUCAUGGUGUGUUUGAUUCACCUGAAUAUCUUGGAGCCUCUCAAUUUUCUUUUGACAAUCUUAGUGGAGCAGAAUCCUGAAGAUAUGGGAGAUUUGUACCUUGAUGUUGCAGAAGCAUUUCUUGAUGUUGGGGAAUACAAUUCGGCCCUCCCCCUCCUGAGUUCUCUGGUGUGCUCUGAACGAUACAAUUUAGCUGUUGUUUGGCUCCGACAUGCAGAAUGCUUGAAAGCGCUGGGCUAUAUAGAUCGUGCUGCAGAGAGUUAUGCCAAAGUGGUUGAUCUUACUCCUUUGCAUCUGGAUGCAAGGAUCUCUCUCUCUACCCUACAACAGCAAUUGGGCCGGCCUGAGAAAGCUCUAGAAGCACUUGAGCCCAUGUAUGAUCCAGAUACCCUGGCACAGGAUGCCAAUGCUGCUCAGCAAGAAUUAAAAUUGCUGCUUCAUCGAUCAACAUUGCUGUUCUCUCAGGGCAACAUGUAUGGUUAUGUAGAUUCUUUGCUCACCAUGUUAGCCAUGCUGUUAAAGGUAGCCAUGAAUAGAGCUCAGGUAUGUUUAAUAUCUAGCUCAAAAUCGGGAGAAAGACAUCUCUAUCUUAUAAAAGUUUCAAGAGAUAAAAUCUCUGAUAAUGAUGACCAAGAAACAACAAAGAAAGCAAUAUUUUUGGUGCUUACAAGUGUUCUGACAAAAGAGGAUUGGUGGAACCUUCUCCUUAAGGCAAUCUAUGCAUUGUGUGACCUUGCGCGAUACAAGGAGGCAGAACUGCUAGUGGACUCCUCCCUGGAAUAUUAUUCAUUCUAUGAUGAUCGGCAGAAGCGCAAAGAACUGGAAUACUUUGGUCUCUCUGCAGCAGUUUUAGACAAGAAUUUUAGAAAAGCUUAUAAUUAUAUCAGGAUAAUGGUAAUGGAACAUGUCAAUAAGCCUCAGCUUUGGAAUAUCUUUAACCAAAUCACCAUGCAUUCCCAAGAUGUCCGGCACCAUCGCUUCUGUCUGCGAUUACUGUUGAAGAACCCAGACAAUCAUGCACUGUGCAUCUUAAAUGGCCACAAUGCUUUUGUAUCCGGUUGUUUCAAGCAUGCCCUUGGACAAUAUGUACAAGCAUUCCGUUCUAACUCAGAUGAACCCCUGUUUAGUCUUUGCAUAGGCUUGAUCUUCAUCCACAUGGCAUCUCAGAAAUAUGUGUUAAAAAGGCAUGCCCUCAUAAUACAGGGGUUUUCAUUCCUGCAACGUUACCUGAGCCUUCGUGGUUCUUGUCAAGAAUCUUAUUACAACUUAGGACGUGCCCUUCAUCAACUGGGAUUAGUACACCUUGCUAUUCACUAUUACAAAAAGGGCCUGGAAUUACCUCCAUUGGUCCUAGAGGGAAUAGAAGCUGACCAGACAGACUUACGAAGAGAUAUCGCUUUCAAUUUGUCGCUCAUUUAUCAGAGCAGUGGAAAUAUUCGAAUGGCUCGCAAACUGUUGUAUACAUAUGGAACUGUAUGAGGAUAAAAUUAUACACUUGGUCAGUGAGAUGAAUUCCUUUCCUUGAUUCUAAAGGAAAAGCUUGGAAGAGACUGAUGGAAGAAUGGUCAAGACAGACAUCACGAAUAGACUCCAGCCUUUGAAUUAUAUAAUUCAACACUCUGAUUCUCCUUAAAACUGAAUGAGAAAUACAAGACUUAAAACUUACUCGAUAGAGGAAAUCUAAGAAUUUUCUUGAUAAGAGUUGAAGGUUGAGCUGUUUUCCUCUGGGAAUCUUAAUCCUAACCGUCUAACCCAGGGGUGUCCAAAGUUUUUUUGGUGAGGGCCAAAUACAGAAAAAUAAGCAAAGGCACGGGCCACACCAUUGAACGGGGGGGGGGAGGGCUAAUUUUUUUUCGUACCAGUUCUGUGGGCGUGGUUUAUUUUGGGGUGUGGCUGAGGAACUCUGAGAAUUCAAGUCCACAAGUCUUAAAGAGACCAAGUUUGGACACCCCUGAUCUUGGCUUUUGUUUUGUAUUUGGUAUGAACUUGAAACUCCCUUCAUUAUUCCCUGCCCAAGGGGUGGAGGCGCGAGGAGCCUCGCCAGGCGGCCUGAGGAAGGCGAGGGUAGAACUGCUGGGGUCGGGCACGGCCAGCAGCCUCUUUCCCGCUCCCCACCGCCUCCUCCGCCCCCUCCCUUCGUUAUUCCCUGCCCAAGGGGUGGAGGUGCGAGGAGCCUUGCCAGGCGGCCCGAGGAAGGCGAGGGUAGAACUGCUGGGGUCGGGCACGGCCAGCAGCCUCUUUCCCACUCACCGCCGCCUCCUCCGCCCCCUCCCUUUGUUAUUCCCUGCCCAAGGGGUGGAGGCGCGAGGAGCCUCGCCAAGCGGCCCGAGGAAGGCGAGGGUAGAACUGCUGGGGUCGGGCACGGCCAGCAGCCUCUUUCCCGCUCGCCGCCGCCUCCUCCGCCCCCUCCCUUCGUUAUUCCCUGCCCAAGGGGUGGAGGCGCGAGGAGCCUCGCCAAGCGGCCCGAGGAAGGCGAGGGUAGAACUGCUGGGGUCGGGCAUGGCCAGUAGCCUCUUUCCCACUCGCCGCCGCCUCCUCCGCCCCCUCCCUUCGUUAUUCCCUGCCCAAGGGGUGGAGGCGCGAGGAGCCUCGCCAAGCGGCCCGAGGAAGGCGAGGGUAGAACUGCUGGGGUCGGGCACGGCCAGCAGCCUCUUUCCCGCUCGCCGCCGCCUCCUCCGCCCCCUCCCUUCGUUAUUCCCUGCCCAAGGGGUGGAGGCGCGAGGAGCCUCGCCAAGCGGCCCGAGGAAGGCGAGGGUAGAACUGCUGGGGUCGGGCACGGCCAGCAGCCUCUUUCCCGCUCGCCGCCUCCUCACCUGUUUCUCGAUGGCUGUCACUGCCGCCACGCGUGUCCGACAUGGGGAGGUGCGAGGAGCCUCGCCAGGCGGCCGAGGAAGGCGAGGGUAGAACUGCUGGGGUCAGGCACGGCCAGCAGCCUCUUUCGCGCUCGCCUCCUCCUCCGCCCCCUCCCUUCAUUAUUCCCCGCCCAUGGGGAGGAGCCACGAGCCUCGCAGCGAACCACCGGGCAAGUACUGGGAGGCGGCCGAAAAGGGCCAUAUUCAAUUAUACUUUCAGAAUUUGCUGCGGGCGAAUAAAAACUGACCCGCGGGCCGCAGUUGGCCCGCGGGCCGUAGUUUGGACACCCCUGGUCUAACCAAUGGCCAAUUUGAAUCUGUACAGGAAUCAAGAACAUUCAGAGCUUUUUGGUACACAAAACUUAUCCCAGAAAAGUAUUGGCUCUUACUUACCUUUACAAUACCCAAUGUUUAGGCCAAGGUUGGGAUUGUCGUGCCUCUUGUUCUAUUAGAGUAUGUGAUUGUUUACAAGAAUCGUGAAUUCUUAGCAACUUUUGCCUCUUCAUUUGGAAGAAAUGAACACUCAAAUUGUUAUGUGUGUUUUUCUUAUUUAAAAAGGAUACAGAAGAGAAACUGUUUUACUGUUUGUUAAUUUCAGGAUAUGGUAAUAAUAAAACAAAGGGCAAAAUCAG